AUGAAGUUCUCUACCAUUCUUACUGCAUUGACAGCUGUAAUUGCUACUGUUGCUGGUUAUGAAACCAGUGGGAAACCACAUACUGUUGAUAUUCUUAUUGAUUAUAGUAUUAAAGAAACACCAGAACUUUCUCAAAAUGACGUGGCUAAUUGGGUCAAUGGGGACAAAUACACUCUUGAAUAUGUUGUUAGUAACAACGAAGAAACUGAAAUUGCUGUUGUUGGUGUUACUGGUCAAUUCAAAAACCCAGUUACUAAUCAAAUUGUUACUAAUUUAACCACUGGUCAAGUUGGUCCAAUUACUGUUGCUCCAGGUGAAUCAAUCAAAUUUGAACAAAUUGUUGAUGUUGAUUUAAUGGCUAAUAAUUAUGAAUUGUUCCCUUAUGUUUUCGUUGCUCAUGAUGAUUUAAUCAAAGUCAUUCCAUGUCGUGGUCAAUUAACUUCUGUUGUUGAUGCCACUAUUUCAUUUUUCGAUCCAAGAUUAAUCCUUUUGGAAUUGGUCUUAUUGGUUACUUUUGGUGCUGCUGCUUAUUUCAUUUAUGAAAUUUGGGGCAAACAAUAUUUGAAAGGAACUGCUCCUGUUAAAGUUCCUGCUAGAAAGAGUGGAUCUACUGUUUCCAAAAAAGGUGCAUCUGCAACUGCUAGUGGUUUUGAUGAAUCCUGGAUCCCAGAAGCUCACUUGAAAAAGAACAAGAAAAAGGCUUAA
This is a messenger RNA of Candida tropicalis MYA-3404, 705 nucleotides long. RefSeq lists its product as uncharacterized. The record is from RefSeq and is a predicted model, not a curated record. Bases 1 to 705 code for a protein of 234 amino acids. Gene Ontology annotation, cellular component: endoplasmic reticulum membrane; endoplasmic reticulum. The transcript has a single exon. NCBI's taxonomy places the organism in Eukaryota, Fungi, Ascomycota, Pichiomycetes, Serinales, Debaryomycetaceae.